Schistocerca gregaria is the source of this 2409-nucleotide messenger RNA. Its product is annotated as S-antigen protein-like. Bases 1 to 2409 code for a protein of 802 amino acids. Lineage: Eukaryota; Metazoa; Arthropoda; Insecta; Orthoptera; Acrididae. The transcript is spliced from 2 exons. The record is from RefSeq and is a predicted model, not a curated record.
AUGGACCAGGACAAUGUGAAUAGUUUGGACCGGGACAGGUUGAACAUUAUGGACCUGGACAGGUUGAACAGUAACUACGAUGACAGGGUGAAGAGUAUGGAUCAGGACAGGGUGAACAGUAUGGACCAGGACAGGGUGAACGGUAUGGACCAGGACAAGGUCAACAGUAUGGACCAGGAUAGGGUGAACGGUAUGGCCUAUUACAGGGUGAACAGUAUACACGAGGACAGCGUGAACAGUAUGUACCAGGACAGUGUGAACACUAUAAACCAGGACAGGAUGAACAUUAUUGACCAGGACAGGGUGAACAGUAUGGUCCAGGACAGGGUGAACAGUAUGAAUCAGGACAGGGUGAACAGUAUGGACCAAGACAGGGUGAACAGUAUUGAGGAGGACAGGGUGAACAGUAUAUACCAGGACAGGGUGAACAGUAAAGACAAGGACAGGGUGAACAGUAUGGACCAGGGCAGGGUAAACAGUAUACACCAGGACAGGGUGAACAGUAUGGACCGGAAGAAUGUGAACACUAUUGACCAGGACAGGGUGAACAGUAUGGACCAGGACAGGUUGAGCAGUAUGGACCAGGACAGGGUGAACAGUGUGGACCAGGACAGAGUGAACAGUAUGGACCAGGACAGGGUGAACAGUAUGAACCAGGACAGGGUGAACAGUAUGAACCAGGACAGGGUGAACGGUAUUGACCAGGACAGGGUGAACAGUAUCGACCAGGACAGGGUGAACAGUAUGGAUCAGGACAAUGUGAACAUUAUGGACCAAGACAGGGUGAACAGUGUGGAGCAGGACAGGGUGAACAGUAUGGAACAGGGCAGGGUGAACAGUAAACACAAGGACAGGGUGAACAGUAUGGACCAGGACAGGGUAAACAGUAUACACCAGGACAGGGUGAACAGUAUGGACCAGGAGAAGGUGAACAGUAUUGACCAGGACAGGGUGAAAAGUAUGGACCAAGACAGGGUACACAGUAUGGACCAGGAUAGGGUGAACAGUAUGGACCAAGACAGGGUGAGCAGUAUGGACCAGCACAGGGUGAACAGAAUGGACCAGGACAGGGUGAACAAUAUGGACCAGGACAGGGUAAACAGUACACACCAGGACAGGGUGAACAGUAUGGACCGGGACAGGGUGAACAGUGUGGACCACGACAGAGUGAACAGUAUGGACCAGGACAGGGUGAACAGUAUGAACCAGGGCAGGGUGAACAGUAUGAACCAGGACAGGGUGAACAGUAUUGACCAGGACAGGGUGAACAGUAUCGAACAGGACAGGGUGAACAGUAAACACAAGGACAGGGUGAACAGUGUGGACCAGGACUGGGUAAACAGUAUACACCAGGACAGGGUGAACAGUAUAUACCAGGACAGGGUGAACAGUAAAGACAAGGACAGGGUGAACAGUAUGGACCAGGACAGGGUAAACAGUACACACCAGGACAGGGUGAACAGUAUGGACCGGGAGAAUGUGAACACUAUUGACCAGGACAGGGUGAACAGUAUGGACCAGGACAGGGUGAGCAGCAUGGACCAGGAAAGGGUUAACAGUGUGGACCACGACAGAGUGAACAGUAUGGACCAGGACAGGGUGAACAGUAUGAACCAGGGCAGGGUGAACAGUAUGAACCAGGACAGGGUGAACAGUAUUGACCAGGACAGGGUGAACAGUAUCGAACAGGACAGGGUGAACAGUAAACACAAGGACAGGGUGAACAGUGUGGACCAGGACUGGGUAAACAGUAUACACCAGGACAGGGUGAACAGUAUGGACCAGGAGAAGGUGAACAGUAUUGACCAGGACAGGGUGAACAGUAUGGACCAAGACAGGGGUGAACAGUAUGGACCAGCACAGGGUGAACAGAAUGGACCAGGACAUUGUGAAGAGUGUGGUCCAGGACAGGGUGAACAAUAUGGACCAGGACACAGUGAACAAUAUGGACCAGGACAGGGUGAACAGUAUGGAAUAGGACAGGGUGAACAAUAUGGACCAGGGCAGAGUGGACAGUAUGUAAAAGUACAGGGUGAACAGUAUGGACCAGGAAAGGGUGAACAGUAUACACCAGGACAGGGUGAACAGUAUACACCAGGACAGGGUGAACAGUAUAGACCAGGAAAUUGUGAAGAGUAUGGUCCAGGACAGGGUGAACAGUAUGGACCAGGACAGCGUCAACAUUAUGGAACAGGACAGGGUGAACAGUAUGGACCAGGACAGGGUGAACAAUAUGGACCAGGACAGGGUGAACAGUAUGGACCAGAACAGGGCGAACAGUAUGGACCAGGACAGGGUGGACAGUAUGUAAAAGGACAGGGUGAACUGUAUGGGCCAGGACAGGGUGAACGGUAUGGAUAUGGACUGGGGGAACAGUAUGGACCAGGACAGGGUGAACAGUACGACUAA